UUCCCCGGCUCCUCUGACACACAUGUUGUGUCUCUUCCAGUCUACAGAGAGACCCACAGCCACUGCAAACCCUUUCCUCCAGCCCCAGGGCCACACUUCCAGCGGGGGCCCCUCCACCAUGUCCAACAAAGGGGACUUCACCUCUCCAGAUCCACCUGUGGAACAUUCCAGAAGUGGAACAGAUGUCGCGGUGAUCGCAAGUGUGGUCAUCCUUGUGAUCCUAAUCCUUGUGAUCCUCAUGGUCGUGGUGCUCCGGUACACAUGCAGACACAAGGGGACGUAUUUCACCAAUGAGGCCAAGGGCACGGAAUUUGCAGAGAAUGCCGACGCUGCCCUGAAAAAUGACCCGUCGCUGCAAGAGUCCAAAGACGAGUCAAAGAAAGAAUAUUUUAUCUGAGAGGACAGAGAAUCGUCUCUCCACCCCCUCACCAUACUCAACGUGUUUACAUCGGGAAACACUACCGCGUUCUACGGCAGAAGAACUCUAUCAAAGUCCUGUUUCUCAGAGCGGUGCCCAUUGUGUCUCAGGGGAUCACCACUAACAUGCUUUAUGGUCUAGUUUACAUGUGGAUUAUGUAACCAGAACAGCGAGGUUCCACGAAUAUCACAUGUUCCACCCUGUUCUUGGACAAUCAACAUUUGUCUUGACAAAUUCUAGGAUGAUUCGCUUAGGGGGACUCAUUAGAACUGAAGAAGUGGAUUGGAUAAGUUCCCAAAUGUCUUCAACAUUAUAGAACAAGUCCAGUUGAAUGUGACUAACUACUGCUAGAUAUAUCAUGACCUGGAUAUAUAUAAAUAUAUGGUCUUCCAAAAGUUUCCGCACUUUCAUAAAUAUAUAACUUAGUUAAAAAAGCUCCUCCGGCACCGCGCACGUGCCCACAGUAUCUAUUACAUGAAACGACUUAUGGGUAUGUCGUUCCGCGCAAUAGAGCCGUCCUGCUGCAGUAUUCGUGCGGUGGGCGGUCUUUAAGACUUCAUCUAUAAUACAGUAUAUACAAAAUAGGGAACAUGGUUCAACAGGGUAAAACUGGAGGUGGAAGAAACAGUCAGGAGGGAGGCCAGAAUUGAAAUUAGG
This is a messenger RNA of Rana temporaria (common frog), 1075 nucleotides long. RefSeq names its product glycophorin-C-like. The record is from RefSeq and is a predicted model, not a curated record. Bases 23 to 397 code for a protein of 124 amino acids. The transcript is spliced from 3 exons. Gene Ontology annotation, cellular component: cortical cytoskeleton; membrane. Lineage: Eukaryota; Metazoa; Chordata; Amphibia; Anura; Ranidae.